AUGUUAUGGAAAAUAUCCGGAAUGGCAGACGCGCCCUCUACUGCGCCUAAGGCGAAGACGCCUAAAACAAAAGCGCCAAAAGAGAAGGCACCAAAGGAUGCCCCUGCGGCUCCCGCAGAACCCGCAAAAGCAGUGCGUAAGAGCUCUAAGCCCCGUCAUGGUAGACUGUAUGCUAAAGCAGUGUUCACAGGAUACAAACGUGGUCUUCGCAAUCAACACGAAAACACCGCUCUGCUAAAGCUUGAAGGGGCUAGAUCACGGCAAGAUGCUAUGUUCUAUGCUGGCAAGAAAUGUGUUUAUGUCUACCGGGCUAAGAAAAGGACACCUAUUGCUGGAGGACCCCGUGGUAUCAAGACCAAGCUACGCGCAAUUUGGGGUAAAGUGACCCGUCCUCAUGGUAACUCUGGAAGUGUGCGUGCUCACUUUAAGUCAAACCUUCCAGCACAAGCUAUGGGACACAGAAUACGAGUGAUGUUGUAUCCUUCAAGGAUUUAA
Molecule: messenger RNA, 495 nt
Organism: Leptosia nina
Lineage: Eukaryota; Metazoa; Arthropoda; Insecta; Lepidoptera; Pieridae
Source: the annotation of a GenBank genome assembly